AUGGACGUGGAUGCCUUGGAAGGAAGGCAGUGUCGCCCCUGUGCCUGCGCCCUUGAGGAACUUUAUAGGUAUCGCAAGUCGCGCCCCGUGACCACCGGUAGUAUCGCCAUAGAGAUGGUAUGGGCAGACGCAGCUUUAGGUAAAAGACGGGCGAUUCGUCUCACCUGCCGAGAAGCAAGCGUUUUGGAACUUGCAAUGACGGUGCGCUGCUCUCCACCGAGACACCGGACUUGUGAUACAAUGACGUAUGCAGAGACGCCCAUGACAGUUCCUAUGAAGGCAAUUACAAUGAGCUAG
Messenger RNA from Purpureocillium lilacinum, 297 nucleotides. The record is from RefSeq and is a predicted model, not a curated record. NCBI's taxonomy places the organism in Eukaryota, Fungi, Ascomycota, Sordariomycetes, Hypocreales, Ophiocordycipitaceae.